Microbotryum saponariae is the source of this 681-nucleotide messenger RNA. The record is from the annotation of a GenBank genome assembly. Lineage: Eukaryota; Fungi; Basidiomycota; Microbotryomycetes; Microbotryales; Microbotryaceae.
AUGGUCCAUCUGCCUCAGCACCACGAGUUCCCAAUCCCAAUCCCCCCCCCCACUUCCCUCCACCCAAGGCCUUGCAGCUGAGGCUUGCACCCAUCGCAAGUUCAAGCAUGGACAUCCUACCACACACACCCCCACCACCUCUACAACCUAGCUCAGCAUCGCCAGUCGAAAAAAGAGAAGGGAAAACGCAAUGACAAGACCAAGUGGCAGCGCAAGAAGAGCACGACCGUGAGGAGGAGGAGGAAGAAGGUGAUCAUGACCAGCAACAACUUGAAGGACACGAUCGAGAAUGGGGCCAAGACGUCGGUGGGAACGGAGGAGGAGGCGAAGACGAAGAAGACGAAGAAGAAGAAGAGGAGGAGAUUAUGGACCAAGCGAGUACGGAAAAAGGAGCGAUCGUUGUCCCCCGAUAGCGAGCUGUUCGAAAAGACGUUUGGCUUCCAUUUCGGUAUUUUCCGUUCUCCGACGAAGAGGCGUUCGAAACGUCAGCCGACUCAGCCGAGCCCUCCCCCAUCACCAUCGGUCCAGAGGUCAACGCGUCGUCGGAAGGAGAAGGAGCAUUCGAAGAAAUCCAUUGCCGAUGGCGCAACGGCGUGCCAGCCCCUAGACACCGUGACCGAGACCGGCGGCUUCAACGAGCACGACAAGUUCGAGCCUAACAAACAGCGCGACCGGCUUUGA